AUGUCGUCGGCGCAUCGCCCAACAUGGGAGCCAGCGCGCGCCAAGGCUGACCUGUCACAUAUCUCACAGGUACAAUCCAAACACGCAGCACCUACACAAACCCGACUCAAGUUUCGAAAACCGGGAGACACACAAAAAAGGAGCGUCCAAGAAUUAAAGGACCAACUUAUAGCAGGUGAGAAACGCGCGUUCGCAGAGCGGAAUCCCGACAAAGAAAUAAUAGAGACUCCAGAAGAAAAAAAAGUGAAACUGGUUUCUUGGAAUGAAGACGCUGAUGAUGAUGAGCUUUCGGCGCCGCAUCAAGAGGAUCUAAAGGAAGACAAAACAGAAAUCCGAGCUGAGAGCCGCGGCGACAAUCAUGCGGAAGAGCAGGACGAGCAGGAUGAGGCGGAGGACGACGAAGAGGAUGAAGACGAAGAUGAGGAUGACACCGAAGCCCUUCUUCGCGAGCUUGAGAAAGUGAAGCAAGAACGACGCGAGCAACAAGCACGCCUUGAGCAGACUGCCAAUGCUAAGGAGCAACUCACUCGCGAAGAGGAAAUUGCGCGCGGAAAUCCUUUAUUAAAUCUGGAGCAAGCUAUUCAUGGACGCAUGUCACACACACCCUCGAUCUCGACCCAACAAGCACGCUGGGACGACGACCUCAUUUUCCGAAACCAAGCAUCAAAUACAGGGAAUGAUCUAAGCAAGCGUGGAUUUGUGAAUGAUCUUACGCGUACGUCGAAUGCUAUGCUUACCCUCAGGCACCGAAUUUCACAAAAAGUUUAUGAGUGUAUGUCGUGUCAAGCUAACGAAGCAGCGCUAUAUCAAAUAGGCGCAGUCUCUGUACUAUAA
Messenger RNA from Malassezia globosa CBS 7966, 834 nucleotides. RefSeq lists its product as uncharacterized. The record is from RefSeq and is a predicted model, not a curated record. The transcript has a single exon. Gene Ontology annotation, biological process: mRNA cis splicing, via spliceosome. Bases 1 to 834 code for a protein of 277 amino acids. NCBI's taxonomy places the organism in Eukaryota, Fungi, Basidiomycota, Malasseziomycetes, Malasseziales, Malasseziaceae. Gene Ontology annotation, cellular component: catalytic step 2 spliceosome. Gene Ontology annotation, molecular function: RNA binding.